This is a messenger RNA of Balaenoptera ricei (Rice's whale), 3527 nucleotides long. RefSeq lists its product as uncharacterized. Lineage: Eukaryota; Metazoa; Chordata; Mammalia; Artiodactyla; Balaenopteridae. Gene Ontology annotation, biological process: positive regulation of cyclin-dependent protein serine/threonine kinase activity. Gene Ontology annotation, molecular function: protein kinase binding. The transcript has 27 exons. The record is from RefSeq and is a predicted model, not a curated record. Bases 1 to 3498 code for a protein of 1165 amino acids.
AUGGCCAAUCGUCAACCGAGUUCCCAGGUUGAGGACCAGGACUCCCAGCCCAGCUCCUCAGGGUACCCCCUGGAGGUGACUGUCAACGAAGAAAGCCCAGGACCGUCAGCCCCCUGGGCCGGCUGCAGCUCCCCGCCUCAGCGCCCUGGCUCUAAGAGGAAGAGGUCAGUGGCGUUCAGAGAGGAGGAGGAGGAGGGCGAGCCGGCCACUGAGGCCCAGGACACCUGGGUCGUGGAGUCGCUGAGUGGGCUCAAGAUGAAGCUCAAGCGACAGCGGGUGUCUUCAGUGCUGCCUGAGCACCACGAGGUCUUCAACAGGAUGCUCGAGGAUCCCGUCAUUAGGAAAUUCCUCGCCUGGGACAAAAACCUGCAAGUAUCUGACAAGUAUCUCCUGUCGAUGGUGAUAGCUUAUUUCAGCCGGGCCGGGCUCUUCUCCUGGCAAUUCCAGAGAAUCCAUUUCUUUAUAGCUCUCUAUGUGGCCAACGACAUGGAAGAGGACAACCAGGCCCCCAAACAGGCCAUCUUUUCGUUCCUCUAUGGAAAGAACCGCUCCCAGCGUCCCUUGUUCCACAAACUGCGUCUCCAGUUCAUCCGUUCCAUGGGCUGGAACGCUAGGGUCACUCGGGAAGAGUGCGAGCAGGCCGUGGAAAAGGAAUGCGAGCGAGGGGGAGAGUCCAGCAGGGAGAGGACAGCGCACCUGCUGGGAAGCGUUGCCCCGCAGCUCGGAGAAGGGACGACCACUUGUGUUUUGCCCAAGUCCAGAAGAAGAGUUGGGACAAAGCAGAGUCUAGGCGUCGAGGAAGGGAAGAGUUUGGGAGAAAUCAUGGCCAAUCGUCAACCGAGUUCCCAGGUUGAGGACCAGGACUCCCAGCCCAGCUCCUCAGGGUACCCCCUGGAGGUGACUGUCAACGAAGAAAGCCCAGGACCGUCAGCCCCCUGGGCCGGCUGCAGCUCCCCGCCUCAGCGCCCUGGCUCUAAGAGGAAGAGGUCAGUGGCGUUCAGAGAGGAGGAGGAGGAGGGCGAGCCGGCCACUGAGGCCCAGGACACCUGGGUCGUGGAGUCGCUGAGUGGGCUCAAGAUGAAGCUCAAGCGACAGCGGGUGUCUUCAGUGCUGCCUGAGCACCACGAGGUCUUCAACAGGAUGCUCGAGGAUCCCGUCAUUAGGAAAUUCCUCGCCUGGGACAAAAACCUGCAAGUAUCUGACAAGUAUCUCCUGUCGAUGGUGAUAGCUUAUUUCAGCCGGGCCGGGCUCUUCUCCUGGCAAUUCCAGAGAAUCCAUUUCUUUAUAGCUCUCUAUGUGGCCAACGACAUGGAAGAGGACAACCAGGCCCCCAAACAGGCCAUCUUUUCGUUCCUCUAUGGAAAGAACCGCUCCCAGCGUCCCUUGUUCCACAAACUGCGUCUCCAGUUCAUCCGUUCCAUGGGCUGGAACGCUAGGGUCACUCGGGAAGAGUGCGAGCAGGCCGUGGAAAAGGAAUGCGAGCGAGGGGGAGAGUCCAGCAGGGAGAGGACAGCGCACCUGCUGGGAAGCGUUGCCCCGCAGCUCGGAGAAGGGACGACCACUUGUGUUUUGCCCAAGUCCAGAAGAAGAGUUGGGACAAAGCAGAGUCUAGGCGUCGAGGAAGGGAAGAGUUUGGGAGAAAUCAUGGCCAAUCGUCAACCGAGUUCCCAGGUUGAGGACCAGGACUCCCAGCCCAGCUCCUCAGGGUACCCCCUGGAGGUGACUGUCAACGAAGAAAGCCCAGGACCGUCAGCCCCCUGGGCCGGCUGCAGCUCCCCGCCUCAGCGCCCUGGCUCUAAGAGGAAGAGGUCAGUGGCGUUCAGAGAGGAGGAGGAGGAGGGCGAGCCGGCCACUGAGGCCCAGGACACCUGGGUCGUGGAGUCGCUGAGUGGGCUCAAGAUGAAGCUCAAGCGACAGCGGGUGUCUUCAGUGCUGCCUCAGCACCACGAGGUCUUCACCAGGAUGCUCGAGGAUCCCGUCAUUAGGAAAUUCCUCGCCUGGGACAAAAACCUGCAAGUAUCUGACAAGUAUCUCCUGUCGAUGGUGAUAGCUUAUUUCAGCCGGGCCGGGCUCUUCUCCUGGCAAUUCCAGAGAAUCCAUUUCUUUAUAGCUCUCUAUGUGGCCAACGACAUGGAAGAGGACAACCAGGCCCCCAAACAGGCCAUCUUUUCGUUCCUCUAUGGAAAGAACCGCUCCCAGCGUCCCUUGUUCCACAAACUGCGUCUCCAGUUCAUCCGUUCCAUGGGCUGGAACGCUAGGGUCACUCGGGAAGAGUGCGAGCAGAUCCAGGCUUUUGAUCCAGAGCUCUGGGUGUGGGGAAGAGAUCGCGCCCUCUUAUCACAGAGCCCAGGAGAGAUGAGGAUGUUGCACAGGAGGUCAAUCCACACGCUGACGACAGCCGCCGUGGAAAAGGAAUGCGAGCGAGGGGGAGAGUCCAGCAGGGAGAGGACAGCGCACCUGCUGGGAAGCGUUGCCCCGCAGCUCGGAGAAGGGACGACCACUUGUGUUUUGCCCAAGUCCAGAAGAAGAGUUGGGACAAAGCAGAGUCUAGGCGUCGAGGAAGGGAAGAGUUUGGGAGAAAUCAUGGCCAAUCGUCAACCGAGUUCCCAGGUUGAGGACCAGGACUCCCAGCCCAGCUCCUCAGGGUACCCCCUGGAGGUGACUGUCAACGAAGAAAGCCCAGGACCGUCAGCCCCCUGGGCCGGCUGCAGCUCCCCGCCUCAGCGCCCUGGCUCUAAGAGGAAGAGGUCAGUGGCGUUCAGAGAGGAGGAGGAGGAGGGCGAGCCGGCCACUGAGGCCCAGGACACCUGGGUCGUGGAGUCGCUGAGUGGGCUCAAGAUGAAGCUCAAGCGACAGCGGGUGUCUUCAGUGCUGCCUCAGCACCACGAGGUCUUCACCAGGAUGCUCGCCCCCUGGGCCGGCUGCAGCUCCCCGCCUCAGCGCCCUGGCUCUAAGAGGAAGAGGUCAGUGGCGUUCAGAGAGGAGGAGGAGGAGGGCGAGCCGGCCACUGAGGCCCAGGACACCUGGGUCGUGGAGUCGCUGAGUGGGCUCAAGAUGAAGCUCAAGCGACAGCGGGUGUCUUCAGUGCUGCCUCAGCACCACGAGGUCUUCACCAGGAUGCUCGAGGAUCCCGUCAUUAGGAAAUUCCUCGCCUGGGACAAAAACCUGCAAGUAUCUGACAAGUAUCUCCUGUCGAUGGUGAUAGCUUAUUUCAGCCGGGCCGGGCUCUUCUCCUGGCAAUUCCAGAGAAUCCAUUUCUUUAUAGCUCUCUAUGUGGCCAACGACAUGGAAGAGGACAACCAGGCCCCCAAACAGGCCAUCUUUUCGUUCCUCUAUGGAAAGAACCGCUCCCAGCGUCCCUUGUUCCACAAACUGCGUCUCCAGUUCAUCCGUUCCAUGGGCUGGAACGCUAGGGUCACUCGGGAAGAGUGCGAGCAGAUCCAGGCUUUUGAUCCAGAGCUCUGGGUGUGGGGAAGAGAUCGCGCCCUCUUGCCCUAGAGGUCCCAGGACCACGCAGGCCUGAGGUC